CUCCAGCAGGGAGGAUGAAACAGUCAGACAGAGGAGGAGAGGUGACCGACAAGGACGGAACACUCACCACGGCAACCAGUCCUGAGAAUGGCCUCUCUGGAAUCCUGAGGCUCCUCCUGCAGGAACUGAGUCUUUUCUAUAGUCGAGAUGUGAAUGGCUUGUGUCUCUUAUAUGACCUCCUCCACUCCCCAUGGCUGCAGGCUCUUUUAAAGGUCUAUGACUGUCUCCAGAAGUUUAAAGAAAGGAAACCAGUUCCUGCGACAACUCAUGCGCAGAUCUUAUGCUGUGAGGUCUUGGAGCUACUGCCCAAGGCCUCCAGUUCUCCUGAGAUCCAAGAGCUAAGACAAGUCCUCCAGGCUCCACACUGCAAGGCUUUGCUCAGUGCCCAUGAUACAGUAGCUCAGAAGGAUUUUGAACCCCUUCUCCCCCCACUGCCGGACAAUAUCCCCGACAGUGAAGAAGCAAUGAGGAUUGUUUGUUUAGUGAAAAACCACCAGCCCCUGGGAGCUACCAUCAAGCGCCAUGAGAUAACAGGGGAUAUCCUGGUGGCCAGGGUCAUCCAUGGCGGGCUGGUGGAGAGGAGUGGGUUGCUGUACGCUGGAGACAAGCUGGUGGAAGUUAAUGGUAUCUCAGUGGAGGGCCUGGACCCUGAGCAAGUGAUCCAUAUUCUGGCUAUGUCUUGUGGUACAAUCAUGUUCAAGGUGGUUCCAGUGUCUGCCCCACCUGUGAGCAGCCAGAAGAUGGUUCAUGUUCGUGCCAUGAUUGAUUACUGGCCCCAGGAAGAUCCUGACAUCCCCUGCAUGGAGGCUGGAUUGCCUUUUCUGAAAGGAGACAUUCUGCAGAUUGUGGACCAGAACGAUGCCCUCUGGUGGCAGGCCCGGAAAAUCUCAGACCUUGCCAUCUGUGCCGGGCUAAUCCCUUCUAACCACCUCUUGAAGAGGAAGCAGCGGGAAUUCUGGUGGUCUCAGCCGUACCAACCUCACACCUGCCUCAAAUCCACCCGAUCAUUUUCUAUGGAAGAAGAAGAUAACAUGAAGAUUGAUGAGAAGUGUGUGGAAGCAGAUGAAGAAACUUUUGAAUCUGAGGAACUUGCAGAAGCUAAAGAGGAGUUUGUUGGCAAUGGACAGAAGUUCUAUAUCGCUGGUUUCCGCCGCAGCAUGCGCCUCUGCCGCAGGAAGUCUCACUUCAGCCGGCUGCAUGCCAACAUGGGUUGCUCCUGCAGCUGCUUCAGUGCAGUAGGUGCCCCUUAUGAGGAGGUGGUGAGGUACCAGCGGCAGCCAGCAGACAAGCACCGCCUCAUAGUGCUCGUGGGACCUUCUGGCGUUGGAGUCAAUGAACUGAGGCGACAACUCAUUGGGCAUAAUCCCAGCUGUUUCCAAAGUGCUGUGCCACAUACCACCCGUUCUCCAAAGAGCUAUGAAAUGGAUGGACGUGAGUAUCACUACGUGUCAAAGGAAACAUUUGAAAGCCUCAUGUAUGGACACAGGAUGCUGGAGUAUGGGGAGUACAAAGGCCACCUGUAUGGAACUAGUGUGAGUGCUGUGCAUGCUGUCCUUGAUGAAGGGAAGAUCUGUGUCAUGGAUUUGGAGCCUCAGGAUAUUCAAUUGGCUAGAACCCAUGAACUGAAGCCCUAUGUCAUAUUUAUCAAGCCACCUAACAUGAGUUACAUGAAACAGUCUCGGAAAAAUGCUAAGAUUAUUACUGACUACUUUGUGGACAUGAAAUUCAAGGAUGAAGACCUACAAGAGAUGGAGGAUUUAGCCCAAAAAAUGGAGAGUCAGUUUGGUCAGUUUUUUGAUCAUGUGAUUGUGAAUGACAACUUACAGGAUGCGUGUGCCCAGCUGUUGUCUGCCAUACAGAAGGCCCAGGAAGAACUGCAGUGGGUACCAGAAGCAUGGAUAUCUCCUGGCACUGAGUCUUAA
Cricetulus griseus (Chinese hamster) is the source of this 1922-nucleotide messenger RNA. NCBI's taxonomy places the organism in Eukaryota, Metazoa, Chordata, Mammalia, Rodentia, Cricetidae. The record is from RefSeq and is a predicted model, not a curated record.